Molecule: messenger RNA, 2024 nt
Organism: Silurus meridionalis
Lineage: Eukaryota; Metazoa; Chordata; Actinopteri; Siluriformes; Siluridae
Gene: tatdn3l
Product: putative deoxyribonuclease TATDN3
Exons: 11
Coding region: 148-960 (270 amino acids)
Molecular function (GO): hydrolase activity, acting on ester bonds
Source: RefSeq, a predicted model, not a curated record
GAAAAAAGUAUAUAUUGCAGACACGCGAGAAAAGAGUGACAGAGUUUGUGAAAAUCUUGAAGUUUAUAUCUGUCGACCACUUUACGGGACAAUCCUGCGCAGAAUUUGCGCAGAACUGGUCGCAAUUAACACACCCGGCUACGAUUCAUGCAAGGCUAUAUCGACUGUCAUUGUCACAUCUCUUCGAGAGAUUUUGACGAUGACAUUGAUAGUGUUAUUGAGCAAUCAAAAAAGGCUGGGGUUCAGGCUCUUGUUGCAGUAGCAGAGCAUGCUGGGGAGUUUGAGAAAAUCAUACAGCUUUCACAGAGGUUUCCUGGGUUUAUCAUACCUUGCCUUGGAGUUCACCCUGUUCAAGAAGAUCCAGCACAAUCCAGGGGGGCAUUACUCGAGGAUUUAGAUUCUGCCUUGCCCUUAAUUGAAAAAUAUAAAGAGCACAUUGUGGCCAUUGGUGAGGUUGGACUUGAUUUCACACCCCGGAUAGUCAGUACCGAUGCGGGGAAAGAAUUACAAAGACAAGUACUCAUUCGUCAAGUAGAAAUCGCGAAGCAACUAAAUUUACCUCUAAAUGUCCACUCAAGAUCUGCUGGAAGACCAACCAUCCACCUUUUAAAAGAGCUAGGUGUAGAAAAUGCUCUUCUUCAUGCAUUUGAUGGAAAACCCUCAGUCGCAAUGGAGGGUGUACGUGCAGGCUAUUUCUUUUCUAUUCCACCUUCAAUCAUAAGAAGUGAGCAGAAGCAGAAACUUGUAAAACAAUUGCCACUAGAAAAUAUUUGCCUGGAGACUGACUCACCAGCCCUUGGACCUGAAAAACAGGUGAGAAAUGAACCGAAAAAUAUUACCAUUAGUGCAGAAUAUAUUGCUAAAAUAAAAGGCGUUCCUGUGGAAAAGGUCAUCGAAGUCACCACACUCAAUGCUCUUCGUCUUUUCCCCAAGUUGAAGACAUUUAUCACUCAUUUAUGACUGUCAAGAGACAGCCUCUACAAGUGCACUUUGUAUUUCAGUUUGGCAGGGACACAGUGUUUUGUUAUUUUGGCUCUUGUCUUUAGUGCAUUCAAUUUUAAAUGAAAUAUUGACUACAAAGUGUAAUUGUACAAUGGCAGAUUUAAUGACAUGGUGUAUGUGUCCCACCACAUUGUAAAGUUUAUAUCAUACUUCUUAAGUGAUUGUUCAAAGUCAAAUAAAAUGCACUGGCAUACAGAAGCUAAAGGAACAAAAUGCAUAUCAGCUGCAAUGGAUCUUUGUUAAAUAAUUAAACAAUCGGAAUAUAAACAUUUAUAAACAUUGUGCUGCAUUAGAUUUAAAAUUGUGAAAAUUUACAACUGUGUCUGGUUUGUUUAUUUGGACAAUGAUGCUUUUUUUUUGCUUUUGUUUAUUAACUGCACAAUUUACUGAGUAAAAAGCAGGAUAUAUACUUACAGGAUAGCAGGCACAAGAUAUAAACUUUAUAAGGCUAUGAGUUUUAUAAGUUUCACCUGAUUUGGACACACAAACCCUAAAGACAAGGAGCAUUCAUUUUAUUAGGUUAAUCAAAACCAAGGUAAACCAUUGUUUUCUUUUAUUUAUAUUGUCCUCCCAAACGAGCAUGAAUAAUUGUUGACUACAUAUGCCUUAUAUGUCUAAACAAAAAAUUUAACGUAAAUAUGUUUCUAAAUGUAACUGCACUUGUAACAAUUCAUAUUGGAGUGAACAAUAACGACAUGGGUUUUUUUUUAUGAUGAUGCUAAAGUGUGUUAUAAAAAAUUAGGGUUUAAAAGUAUUCAGGUUAUAAAUGGGAGUUUAUGGAGCAUAUCGAUCAUGCUCUUUAUAUAUUUCUUGAUGUCACCUUUGUGUUCUUUUGGAGGUCAUUUUCCCCCCAAACAUUAAUAUGUUCUUGAAAUGUUUUGCCUAGUUAACGUGAAAAAGGAUUAAUUUACUUUCUAUCAGAUUGACCGUACACAGAUUUGUUGUAUAUUGGGAAUGAAACACUACACAAUGUUUUAUCAGUUGACCUUUAAAUUGUUCAGAAAAUAAAACAAAUAAGCUAA